AUGGCUGCCUUGAUCUUUCACAGCUUCGCGUUGACGAGCCGCUCGUUGCGUGGAAGGGGAACAUGUGACAUGGCUGCAGCUACUCCUACAGCUCGACGUGGGCGUGUGGGCAAUCCUGGGGCGGUUUUGGGCUACGCUAAAACCUUCACCAGCACAAAGCGACAGGAUUUCCUCGACGCAGCCACGGGAGCAGCGGAGCAAUUCAUUUUCGCUUUAGAAUCCGUCCCAGCGGCAGUAGAGGAACCGCAACACGGCGGCCGCGGCCGUUGA
Messenger RNA from Penicillium canescens, 270 nucleotides. RefSeq names its product unsaturated glucuronyl hydrolase. The record is from RefSeq and is a predicted model, not a curated record. The transcript is spliced from 2 exons. Lineage: Eukaryota; Fungi; Ascomycota; Eurotiomycetes; Eurotiales; Aspergillaceae. Bases 1 to 270 code for a protein of 89 amino acids.